AUGGGCAGUAUAGGAGAAGAUGAUCCCUAUUCGUGGGACAUCAACGUUGUAGUUCAACGGCUUUGUGUUUUGGGAUGGGCGUGGAGUGGAGACAUUGACUCUCUCGCAACGCGCAUUCGCGAAGAAGAAAUUGAUGGCAAAACUCUAUUAACAUUUGAGCAUGUGUGCUCGCGUCAGGAGUUGAUGGAUUGUUUACAUAUCAAGAAGGCUCGUCACAAGGCCGCAUUUGCGGAAGUCAUUGUCACACUUCGAUCAAAGAGCAAGGGGUAUUGGCUAUGGGAGCAGGAUUUCAAGCGAAAAAGGUCCAGCUAUUGGGACGAGCAAGUCGAAGAACGAACAAUCUGUACAAAAGAUCGCGCCGAUUCCUCCAACUUGCCGAGUGGUGGCCAUCAAAAACAAGGUGAAACAUCCACUCUAGCUUCCGCCUCGAAUGCGACACUCCACAGCGCGGAUGAGAGAAUAACACAAGAGCAUGCGAGCACGAACCAGAUGUCGGGAUUGCAAAAAGACUCUCAGCCCAAUUCUGUCGGGAAUUCUAAUCCGCCACUCAUUCACGAACGUCCCACCCAAGGCACAGAGAGUGACGAGAGAUCAACUAAACGCAGACGAAUGGCGCCUACGCUUCUGGAAGAAAAACCACUCAACAUCGCCGGCGCCUUCCUCCCCACAGAAGCCGAUGUUCUUACCUACGCGGCCGCUAAUGCAAACUUGGUUUCUGAAAAAGCCUUUCCCUGGGAAGAUGCACCAGCAUAUGCUUAUCUAGGCGACGGCAAGGUCUCACCAGAGGCCAUCAUAUCACCCGAUAACGCAUUGACCUCUCUAGUCAGAGAACACAAAGACUCUUUCGAUUCAAUUAGUUUGCGCAGGAUACCGCCUGCAAGGAGACUUGUUGUCAACAAGGCCUUGAGGCGGCUUUUUACAGGCCGCUACCGAAUACCCCAACACUCUUCAUCAUCGCCGAGUGUUCUCUAUGAUCCGGACGACGAAAUCUUAGAGCUAGCAGAGCUGGGUGGUGUUGGUGACGAAACCGACGACAAGACAUGGGACGAAGUUGAGAAGGAAGAAUCCGAGUAUAAAAAUGCACUUCACAAUGGCGGCGAAUCCAAUGCUCUAGUCACCCCCGAACGGAUUGCUGAAGUACUAAACGAGGCUAUCGACGCCGUUGAGGCAAAGUGGCGUGAAAAGAAGCUUCCGAAAUAUGAGCGAAAAGCUCACGGUAUAUGGCAAAAAUCACGACGUCAUGGGACCAAGAACCUGCAAAUUCAGAGAGCGCAUGAAUUGGCCAAGCAUCUCAUCAAUCGCAUCCAAAAACUAUGCCAUGAAAUACAAAAGCAAGAUUGGACAUCGGAGUCAUCCUAUCGUGACGCAGCCAAAAGUCUCGAACAGAGUUUGGAGGACAAGCUGUAUCAGACGUGGCUAAUCAAGAUGCUUGAGUCCUCGAAACCGCCUCCAAAGCCACAAGGAGCUCAUAGACCAAAACCAACCACCGAGCGGCAACUCAACGAGCUUCUAGACGAUGAAGUUCUCACAAGCUCUGAUGAAGAUGAUUUCGUUGUUCCUGAUAGCCACACCGGCCUUGUCGAAGAGGGUCUGGGCCGAGAUCAGCGCUCACCAAUUCGCACUAUGAAGGAAGAACCAAUGGAUGCUGAGACUACAUUUGUAGACUUGACCCAGGACGACCUCGACGACCUCGACGACCGGGAUGGCUGUGAUAUGACUAACCCUAUUGAUCUGACCAGCCCAGCCAAGGAUACGAACAUGUGUUUUGUGGAAGAAACACAGAACGAAGCUCCCGAGACGCACACCUCAGAAACCGCCCUGCCUGAAUCUACCGUUCCUGGAGGCGAUGUGUCCGGAACUAGCCCCCCUGAGACCCAGGCUCCUGCCGGUCCCAUCAUGGAAAGCCGCGACCUUGAUAAACAACUCGAUGAGCUCCCAUUAGAAACAUCCCUAUGUCCUCGCAGCCUUACCAAUCUCGAACCUCCCCCCAUCGAGAAUUUUGGUGAUCUCCAAAAACUCGCCUCGGAAUCGCUCAAUAAACUAGCCAAGAACAGUGACCGUUGGCGGUUGUUGAUUGGCGAGAUGUGGCAGAUGGAACACGAGCGAAGAAAGGCAGCAGUCAAUCUGAUUUUGUCGGAGGAGCCUGGUGCCGUCUGGUCAAAACAUAUUGUACCCUACCUUGACGCAUUGGUACGGGGUAAGCAAGGAUCAAACGAGGAAGGCUCCAAGGGGGUUCUUUUUGAUGUUAUACGCCUUUGCCACUGUUUCUUCAUGUGCCAACACAAGACAGAAGAGCAUAUGUCGAGCAUGAAACCGGCAAAGAUCAAGAAGCAUCUCGUGAGACAACAGUCCAGAUUAAACAUGUUUGAGCCAUUCUACAUGUUUAUCAAGCUACUUGUGCCCCACUUUCCCCAAGACAGUCAGAUCUACAAGCAAGAAACAUACGUUCUCGGUGACCAUUUCCCAGAGGAAGAAGAUGACUUGGACAUCCUUGAUGAUCUGAGCGACAUCGACGCAGAGGCCGAUCGAGAUCGCCAAAGACCACGGCCAAAGGAGAUCAUUCGCGACAAAGCUGCAGUGGAUCUUCGCGAGCGAGAAAAACAAAGAAUUGAAGAGCAAGAACUUCGCAGAAGCAAAUUAAGAACAGCCCUUGCUUCGCAGCCCUUGGCCGCGGGGGACGGAAACCGCAUUAUCAUAAACGAAAGCAAAGAGGAAGACCAGGGCUUGAUCUACGUCAAUGAUCACAUUGCUCGUAGCAUCAAACAGCAUCAGGUCGAUGGUGUCCGCUUCAUCUGGAACCAGAUCGUGCGUGACGCCAGUGUUCGGCAAGGCUGCUUGCUUGCUCAUACGAUGGGACUCGGUAAAACGAUGCAAGUCAUCACUGUUCUCGUUGCUUUGGCAGAGGCAUCGGAAUCUCAAGAUCCAUCUGUAGUUGCUCAAAUCCCCAAAGACCUGCAAAAUUCGCGGACGUUAGUUCUUUGCCCAGCUGUACUUGUAGACAACUGGAUGGACGAAUUCUUGAAGUGGGCUCCAGCGAAUGCACUCGGCGCGCUACGCAAGUGCACGGCAAAUACGCCGGAACAUGAAAGGCCUUCUAUAGUCACAUCAUGGGCAUCCGGCAAAGGAGUCCUGAUUUUGAGCUACAAUAUGUUCCAAAUCCUUAUUGAGAUGUCUCCAGAACUGUCGAACCUUCUCAGAGAUCGCCCUGAUGUGGUUGUUUGUGACGAGGCACACUAUAUGAAAAACCGGGACUCAAAAACCAACAAAGCAUGUUCGCGCUUCCAGACCAAGAGCCGCAUUGCGCUCACGGGAUCACCUCUGUCCAACAAGUUGCUCGAGUAUUUUGCCAUGAUCGAUUGGGUCGCGCCCAACUUUCUUGGUCCAUACUCCGAAUUCCGUGAAAUUUACUCUGCUCCGGUGAAGCAAGGCCUCUUUCAUGACAGUACAACCGCCGAAAGGAGAGAGGCACAGAUGUUGUUAAAGGCACUCGAGCAGAUGGUAGCGCCAAAGGUCCAUCGCCGCAACAUAGUCGUUAUGAAAGGCGACUUGCCACCAAAGCAAGAGUUCAUCAUCUUUGUACCACCCACAGAGCCUCAAAAGAAAUUGUACCGAUUGUACAUGGAAGGUGUAUCUAGGGAUGGUGGCGGCACACCUGACACGCUCGCUGCUAUACCUCAUCUUGGGCUGAUUUGUAGUCAUCCCAAAUGCUUUCAGGCGAAGAUCUUGGAGAUCAUUCAAAACAAGAUCAUGUCGAAAGUUGGCGAGGAAACGGACAAGUCUUUCCCCAAGACCAUUAUUCCCGAGUUCACGGAGACGCUAGAAUCAUUUGGAGACUUGGACUCACCAGCAAUCUCUUGGAAGACGGAGCUCCUGACAACCGUACUUAACGAAGCACGCGAAGUCAAUGACAAGGUACUCGUUUUCAGUCAGUCUCUGAUCACUCUGGACUACCUUGAAGAUAUGUGUAAAAAUCAGGGAAGAACAGUGUCGCGAAUGGACGGCAAAACCCCGGUGGCAGUCCGACAACAACAAGUCAAAGACUUCAACCAGGGUAGCAAGGAGGUGUUCUUGAUCUCUACGGCUGCUGGUGGCGUUGGCCUCAAUAUUCAUGGUGCCAACAGGGUUGUCAUUUUUGAUAUCAGACACAACCCGUCUCACGAGCAACAGGCUGUGGGCCGCGCCUAUCGUAUAGGGCAGCAGAAGAAAGUUUUCGUCUAUCGGUUCAUGGUUGCCGGUACAUUUGAGGAUAAUCUCAACAACAGACAAGUAUUCAAGAUGCAACUUGCAUCGCGGGUAGUAGAUAAAAAGAACCCGAUCAGCUGGUCGAAGCGCAAAGGCGAUGUUGUAGCAGAGAUCAGAGACCGACCAGCAGCUGACCUCGUUCCAUACCUCGGCAAGGAUCCGAUUCUUGACAAACUCAUCAAGCUUCGAGAGAAUGGCGAGGCGAUCCGCUCCAUCGUAUCAACGGACACUUUUGAGGAGGAGGACCUGAACGCGACUCUCACCGAGGAAGAAAAUAAGGCGGUGACGAAGAUGAUCGAACUGAACCGACUUCGAGUUUCUAACCCAGAAGAGUAUGCCAGGAGAGCCAGGAGUGGCAUGUAUUUAACGGAACAGGCCCGGCUGCGUAGAGAACAAGAGCUGCCCCUUCACCCUACCCAGGCUCAGCCUGCGCACCAAUCGUUUGACGGAGCGAUGGAUAUGCCCGGCGACGCUCAGUUUCUGCCGGCCUCGUCAACAGCUACACGACACCAGUGGGAUCUACCAAGCAUCAACAGGCCGCCUGCCCUCCUUAAUCAGGGGUCAGCUCCCAUGCCAAUGACCGGCGCGAACACGUUUUUUCGUGGACAGUAUCAAACGGAGACACCCUCUACGCAACAACCAGUACCAAAUGCGACCUUUCGCGAACUUACACAACCGCUACCAUCCCCAAACCCAUCAGCUGGGUCGACGAGGAUCGCGCAAAUCACUAAUGUGUCGUCGAAUAACCCGCCAAACCGAGAGUCCAGGUCAACUCAAAGUCCUGCAUUGCUUUCACACCCCAGUCCCAUCUUUAAGCAAAACAGGAUGUUCAAUGUCAGGGCUGAGAUUCCCGCAAGGACUAAAUUCGAAAAUCGUCUACGGGAAAGCAUUGGAAACCUGCAAAAAUGCGACCUGUGGCCGAUGAGAGACUACACGUUUGAGGAUGCCAGAGCUCUGACUACCAGGAUAGACCGAAUCCGUGAGGAGGGUCGGUACGGCCUGCUGCCUGACAUGCAACAAUGGAAUAUGCUUAAUGAGUUCAUAUCACGCCAAAAAUUUGUGAUUGCCAUCAUCUCGGGCUACAUUAGCCCAGAGUAUGUGGCUCAGGCCACAGCAGAAGAUCUGGAGAAGCGAUUCGAGGCAAUUGGCGGAUUUAACGAAGCCGAGAUAUUUGCCAAGGCGCGCGAGAAAGCCAAGGACCCAGAUCCAAUCGUAGGAAACCCCGAUCGCAUCCCCCAGCAUCGGAUUGCCUCAAGUUGA
This is a messenger RNA of Fusarium graminearum PH-1, 5502 nucleotides long. RefSeq lists its product as uncharacterized. Lineage: Eukaryota; Fungi; Ascomycota; Sordariomycetes; Hypocreales; Nectriaceae. The coding region runs from base 1 to 5502 and encodes 1833 amino acids. Gene Ontology annotation, molecular function: ATP-dependent chromatin remodeler activity; ATP binding; ATP hydrolysis activity. The record is from RefSeq and is a predicted model, not a curated record. The transcript has a single exon. Gene Ontology annotation, cellular component: nucleus.